This is a messenger RNA of Fusarium coffeatum, 1482 nucleotides long. RefSeq lists its product as uncharacterized. The record is from RefSeq and is a predicted model, not a curated record. Gene Ontology annotation, biological process: cellular response to biotic stimulus. The transcript has 5 exons. Bases 1 to 1482 code for a protein of 493 amino acids. Lineage: Eukaryota; Fungi; Ascomycota; Sordariomycetes; Hypocreales; Nectriaceae.
AUGGACGAAAUCGGACCAGACUUCCCAUUCAAGGCCACGCCUAAGGCUGUGCCCCUAACACUCAAGAUUGAUCACGACUGCGGCGUCAAAAUCACAACAUCUCCCGCGAUCAAUAACCCUCCACUGCCCGCCGAUGGCCCUGGCAACGAGACCUUCUCAAACGGACUUUUGAUUUCUCUCUUGAUUCUUGUCCCCACGUGCACAGCAUGGAAGUUGGGUGGCGGGUUCAAGACCACGGUGUUCUUCGCCCUUAUCACCACUCUUCCAAUUCUGAUCACCUUCUGGGCCAUCGCCUCCGCCACAGCCCCGCGCGCGAACGAGAGAGUCAAGUGCCCAGGCCUUCCUGUGGAACACUACUUGACCUUUCAUAAGGAAGAAGAUCGGAUUAAGUACCAAGGACGGAACAAGGUUCCAAUUGAGACAUUCAUGCGCAAAUACUUCGACGGUGACGCGGACUUCAACGGCGACGUCCUCGAAGUCCUGGAGUACCGUCAUGAUUGGGCGUCUUUCCGAUUCACAUGGGAGCUAUUUCGAUUCAUCAUUGUCAAUUUUGCUACCGACGUCCUCGUCCACAGCCGAUCUCAGGAUGAAGACCAAGUUCGAGAACACUACGAUCGUGGUGAUGACUUCUACGCUUGGUUUUUGGGUCCGCGAAUGGUCUAUACGUCCGGCAUCAUCUCCGAUAUGACCAAGGAGGAGUCUCUCGAACAGCUACAGGACAACAAGCUCGCUGUCGUGUGCGAAAAGAUUGCCCUGAAGCCUGGCGAAACCCUCUUGGAUAUUGGUUGCGGUUGGGGUACGCUUGCCAAGUUUGCUAGUGUCAACUAUGGCGCAAAAGUAACGGGCAUCACUCUCGGGCGUAACCAAACCAAGUGGGGAAAUGAGACCCUGCGCAGAGCUGGCGUAACGGACUCUCAAAUUCACUGCAUGGACUAUCGCGACAUGCCUAAGGCCAAAUACGACAAGAUUACUUGCCUGGAGAUGGCCGAGCAUUGUCGCGAUAUGCUGGAGGAUGACGGCGUCAUGCAUCUCCAGAUUGCAGGCAUCCGACAAGCUUGGCAGUAUGAGGAUCUGGUUUGGGGCUUGUUCAUGAACAAAUAUGUUUUCCCGGGCGCAGACGCAUCUACGCCACUCGCGUAUUAUAUCGGGUUUUGCGAACGGGCUGGCUGGGAAGUCAAAAGCGUGGACACCAUUGGCGUUCACUACUCGGCCACAAUCUGGCGCUGGUAUCGGAACUGGCUGGCGAACGAAGCUGACGUCACGGCCAAGUACGGAGUGAGAUGGUUCAAGAUCUGGAAGUAUUUCCUCGCAUCAGCCACCAUCUCCUCCCGUCAAGGCUCUGCGACCUGCUACCAGAUCACUCUGGUCAAGAACAUCAACAGCGUUCACCGUAUCGACGGAGUCUCCACGCAAUUUGCACUCUCAACUGCCCUUGGGGCAAGUAAGAAGGCCGGCAGGGCAGUAUUUCCAGCCGAUAAGUAA